AUUUGAAUGCUCAUUUCAAAUUUUUACUUGACAUGUGAAAGAAUAGAUCUCGUUCUUUAUAACGAUCAGCUUACAUACAUUGAAAAUUAUCUUCAAUAAAUUGAAAUAUUCUAAUAGUUAGAAGAAGCGGAAUCCACAAUGUUUCAAAAGCCAAAACUUCACAGCGAUGUACCAAAAAGGACAUCAACCGACGCUCUGAUCAAACCUCGCCAGCCAGGCAGCGUACAGCGGGCUUCAAGCUGGCAUAGCAAUUCCAACACAACAACUGAUGUGAAAAUUUCGAACUUGCCUAUUGCCACCAGAGCACCAACAAACCAUACAAAACACGUUUCCCAUUGCUGCAUACUAAACAGUAGCGAGGUGGACGUUAACAGCAAGCAAAAAUUUCAUCAAUUGGGCAGAAUACCAUCGUACCUUCGGAAUAAACGGCCGUUAUCAACAACCAGUAAGCUGAGGUCAAACGGACAAGAAAUUAGAACGGCACAAGAGGAUGCUAACAACGAAGAAAAAAGCAACGUUACCAAGUCGGCGUUUGAUUUCCCUAAAUAUGAACAACGAGGACUGGAAGCAGGUGGCGCAAAAGAACCUAAAGCAUCAUCUAAGAAUGAAUCAGAAGCUACGAUAUUACAUGACACAUUUGUAUUUGGUAAAGACGAUGAGUAUGAUCAGUUGUGCGAGAAGAUUAAACAACUCCAAGAGAAGUGUAACCAACAUAAGGCGGAAUGUGAAGCUAAACAGAAGCGUAUCACGAAACUGGAAGUUGAACUUGCAGUUAAAUGUGACCUAAUCGAAAAGCUACAGAAAAGUGAGAAUAAUACGAAGUUAUUACCAGCACAGUAUAACAUAAAGCAGCUCGAGCAGAAGGUUGUGGAUUUGCAAAAUGUGCUUUCUCGUGAGUGCAAUGAUCUGAUUCAGGGCUUUAGCAAGGUUCUCGUUUUGGGUUCACCCGAUGCUAAUUUGAAUAAUACUCAAAGGCAAACUGACAAAUGCACAGAAGUAAGAGACAAUAUGAUGCAAAUUCACAUCCAAAGUUCAAAAGAUUCUGCAACGCCAUCGGAAAUUGCCGCUCUGCGAAAAGAAAACGAAAUGUUGAGGUUCGAUAACAAAUUGUUGAGUAGUAUGAUUAAACAGAAUGCAGAUAAAUGUUUUGCGAUAUCACAAGUAGAUGCAAAGGUUCACAACGAUCAAAUGCAAUUGCGGGAUAUCCUGUUCAAGGAUGAGAAGCAGCGUCAGUGUUGUAGAAGGGAGAAAAUUAUCGGUGAAAUUGGGCAGGAUGAUCAUCUAAGCAAAACGGUGCGCCACACUUUACUUGACAUGGUAAAACGGCUUAAAAAACAGAACCGACAGAUUCACGAGGUUAUGAUUAAAUGCGGGUCGAAUUCUGCAGCAGAAGCAGACGAAAAGCUGACAACAAAGCAAAACGUUUCAUUGGAUACCAAAUUGCUAAAUCAAAAGCAACGAUUCUCUGUAGAUAAGGUAAGAUACACUGGGACCAGUUGAAUUGCACGGAAUGAUUCAGAAGAAAAAUAUUCAUGUAUUUUAAAACGUAUUUUGUAAUAAAUAAAUUAAAGAAAAAUAUUUAGUUAUCUAUAACAUCUAUAAAUAAAAUUCAAUGGUUUGGAA
Molecule: messenger RNA, 1623 nt
Organism: Armigeres subalbatus
Lineage: Eukaryota; Metazoa; Arthropoda; Insecta; Diptera; Culicidae
Exons: 6
Coding region: 139-1500 (453 amino acids)
Source: RefSeq, a predicted model, not a curated record